CAAAAAUAAAAUGCUUUGUUAUUAUGAAAAUAAAAAUAAUACAAUUCCUUAUUAAUUCAUUCAUGUCUUCUUCUUCUUCAACAUCGCAUCGACAAGGAAAUUAGAAUCAGACCCUCCAUUGCCCGAGUCCAAUUUUCCAGUAAUCCUUCAUCUUCUCCUAUUGUUUUCCCGAUUCAAAACCCUAAUCUUGACAGUCAAAGAGUCUGUAUGCAGGAAAGCUUAGAUUUUUAGUAAAUGGUGGGUUCCUCGAUUAUGAACUGAUCUGAACAAUUUAUUUGAAAAUUCUCGCGGUAUGAAUCUUUGAUUUUGCAAUGGGGGCGACGGGUUCUAAGCUGGAGAAAGCAUUGGGCGACCAAUUCCCUGAAGGCGAACGAUAUUUUGGGCUCGAGAAUUUCGGCAAUACUUGUUACUGCAAUAGCGUCCUUCAGGCACUUUAUUUUUGUGUACCGUUCCGGGAACAGUUGAUAGAAUAUUAUACGGAUAAUAAGAAUCUUGCUGAUGCUGAAGAAAAUCUCCUGACUUGCUUAGCUGACCUUUUUAUGCAGAUAAGCUCGUCUAAGAAAAAAACUGGCGUGAUUGCCCCGAAGCGCUUCGUGCAGAGACUGAAAAAGCAAAAUGAGAUCUUUCGCAGCUAUAUGCACCAGGAUGCUCAUGAAUUUCUGAACUAUUUAUUGAAUGAAUUGGUGGACAUACUGGAGAAAGAGGCUCGAGCUGCAAAAGCUGAAGCCGAAACUUCAUCACCAACUGAAAAGAUGUCAAAUGGACCGACCAGCAUGCAUGCCAAUGGUGCACAAAAGGAGCCUCUUGUCACAUGGGUGCACAAGAAUUUUCAGGGUAUUUUAACCAAUGAAACAAGGUGCCUACGCUGUGAGACCGUAACUGCAAGGGAUGAAACAUUCUUGGACUUGAGCCUUGAUAUUGAACAAAACAGUUCUAUUACAAGCUGCUUGAAGAAUUUUAGUUCCACCGAGACAUUGAAUGCUGAGGACAAAUUUUUUUGCGACAAGUGCUGCAGUUUGCAGGAGGCCCAGAAGAGAAUGAAAAUAAAGAAGCCCCCUCAUAUAUUGGUAAUCCAUUUAAAGCGAUUCAAAUAUAUCGAGCAGUUGGGGCGGUAUAAGAAACUAUCAUACCGUGUUGUCUUCCCGCUUGAAUUGAAGUUAAGUAACACUGUUGAGGAUGCGGAUGCUGAAUAUUCCCUAUUUGCUGUCGUUGUACAUGUUGGGAGUGGACCCAACCAUGGACAUUAUGUCAGUCUUGUGAAAAGUCACAACCAUUGGUUAUUCUUUGAUGAUGAGAAUGUGGAGAUGAUUGAGGAGUCCGCCGUACAGACUUUCUUUGGAUCAGCUCAAGAGUACUCGAGCAAUACAGAUCAUGGCUACAUCUUGUUCUAUGAAAGAACUGCUGCUGCUGGCAGAAGCUGAGAGGGCUAGUGAUUCAUAACUCAUCAUCAGCUUUCCAUAUCUCCCAAUUUUGGACGGGACUUCUGUCGUGGACGGAAUUUUUAUUCUUUACCCUUACCUUCCGAUGUAUUCUAGGAUAUUUCGAACACCUACUAAGUCAAGCUGGUAUGAGAAAUAUAUGUAUACUUUUAGGUUUGGUUCCAUGUACAGUGGAUGGUGUAGCUUACUGUCCUUUAUUUUAUUUUUGCCGGAAAUAAAGGGGAAUAGAUGCAGUGUAUAUGGUGAUGAAAUGUUGUAGAUUUUCAUUUUCUGCUGUACUGCCUCUUAUCUUAAUUAACCGAGGUAAACCUAGUUUUGGAACAUUGCAUUUGCAUAUUUGACAUGCAAUUAAUUUUACUCAACAUCAUUCAUCUUGGUUACUUUUCUAAGUAUUAUGUCUGCACAAAUCACUAUGUCACAUUACCCAAAUAGCAUCAGUUCCGA
Oldenlandia corymbosa var. corymbosa is the source of this 1883-nucleotide messenger RNA. The record is from the annotation of a GenBank genome assembly. NCBI's taxonomy places the organism in Eukaryota, Viridiplantae, Streptophyta, Magnoliopsida, Gentianales, Rubiaceae.